Molecule: messenger RNA, 4481 nt
Organism: Plectropomus leopardus (leopard coralgrouper)
Lineage: Eukaryota; Metazoa; Chordata; Actinopteri; Perciformes; Serranidae
Gene: slc1a9
Product: solute carrier family 1 member 9
Biological process (GO): L-glutamate import across plasma membrane; L-aspartate transmembrane transport
Cellular component (GO): plasma membrane
Molecular function (GO): L-glutamate transmembrane transporter activity; glutamate:sodium symporter activity; neutral L-amino acid transmembrane transporter activity
Source: RefSeq, a predicted model, not a curated record
AUAAGGAUUGAAAAGAGGAUUUGUGAAGACUACAACAGUGGAACAAGUGGAACACCCUCCCCCCUCCUCUCCUCCGUACUCUGUUGACCGAGGAUUAUAUCUUUGCAAUUGAAACUUAGCAGGACAUUCUCCGCCCCCAAAAUAUACAAUUUCAGAUCACACUGGCAAUCCGACUUUAUGCCUGGACUGGCGACUCUUGCAGGGACUAGAAAAGGGGCAGAGAUAUGGCCAGAGAGUGGAGGUGAAAGCGUGAGAGCAAACCAACUAGUAGGCAGGAUGACAAACCAGUCAACAGCAAACCAGUCCAACACAAACAAGAAGGAGAAAGAAGAAAGCCAGCGAGAUGACAACACAGAAGUUGGGUAUAAAGAUGCAGGCCACUGCAGCCGCAACACCCACAACCUGCUGCUUGGACUCACUGUUAUGGGUGUUGUCAUGGGAGCGGUGUUUGGGAUGCUGCUGCGGUACAUGAUGGUGAAGGAUAACGCCGCUCUCACUAUGGUUUCCUUCCCUGGAGAAAUCCUCAUGAGGAUGCUAAAGAUGCUCAUCCUGCCUCUCAUCAUCUCCAGCCUCAUCACAGGGCUGGCUGGUCUAGACGCUCGCUCCAGUGGCAGGAUGGGAAGUAGGGCCAUGGUAUACUACAUGUCCACCACUGUUAUCGCUGCCAUCCUCGGGGUCAUCCUGGUAUUGGGGAUCCAUCCGGGCAACCCCAAACUGAGGGGAGGUUCGGGCACGAGCUCAGCCCCGAAGAACCAGGAAGUCAGCAGUCUGGACGCCUUCCUCGACCUGCUCAGAAACCUCUUCCCUGAGAACCUGGUGCAGGCCUGCUUCCAACAGGUUCAGACGGUGCUGAAAAAGGUGCCGGUUGCAGCAACAAACCAGACUGAGCCCGUCUUAGUGAACAGGAAGAAACUGGAGUACAAAUGGGGCAUGAAUGUCCUCGGCUUGAUCGGCUUCUUCAUCACCUUUGGGAUAUGCAUGGGCCGGAUGGGCGAGCGAGGGAAGAUCAUGUGCGAGUUCUUCAACAUCCUCAACGAGAUUAUAAUGACGAUGGUGUCCAUGAUCAUGUGGUACUCUCCUGUUGGCAUCGCCUCCCUGAUCGCGGGGAAGAUAGCGGCCAUUGGGGACUUGGAGGUGGUAGCCAGGCAGCUUGGCAUGUACAUGGUGACCGUCAUGGUGGGCCUGGUGAUCCAUGGCGGCUUGAUUCUACCUGCUAUAUUCUUCGCUAUCACCAGAAAAAGCCCUUUCACUUUCUACUCUGGGAUCUUCCAGGCUUGGAUCACAGCUCUGGGCACUGCUAGCAGCGCAGGGACAUUACCCGUCACCUUUCGCUGCCUGGAGGAAAAUCUGAAGAUUGAUAAGCGCGUGACUCGCUUCGUGCUGCCUAUAGGAGCCACCAUAAACAUGGACGGCACUGCACUGUAUGAGGCCGUGGCAGCCAUCUUUAUUGCCCAGAUGAAUGACAUCAGUCUGGACAGCGGACAGAUCAUCACUGUCAGUAUGACGGCCACACUGGCCAGUGUCGGAGCUGCCAGUAUUCCCAGUGCUGGACUGGUAACCAUGCUGCUGAUCCUGACAGCUGUGGGUCUACCAACUCAGGACAUCAGUCUGCUCAUCGCUGUCGACUGGCUGCUUGACAGAAUGCGUACUUCCAUCAAUGUGGUGGGCGACUCUUUCGGCGCCGGGAUAGUGGAUCACUUGUCGAAGGCGGAGCUCGCCGAAAUAGACGCAGCAGAAAUGCAAAUGCUCCCGACGGAGGAGGAGCUCGAUUUCAUCCCCCCGCCCCCGAUCCUAACAGAAAUUGACCUGGUGGACCCCCUCAAACCCCCCGCGCUGCCCCCCCGCUCCCCCCGCCCACCCAAACAAAACCACCACGGUCACGUUCUCUCCCAAUCCCAGUCCAUCACUUACUCACCGUCUCGUUCUGUCCGAUCUCCAUCACCUCGCUCCAUCCGCUCUCCCUCUCCGCGCUCCGUCUGCUCCCACUCCCCUCGGCCUUUCCGUACUCAUUCGCCACGCCUCCUCCGCAGGACGGAGCCGGGCUACUGCGCCCUGCCCAGCCACGAUAACCAGGUUCCCACAAUGCCUCGCUCCUACAGAGAGAGAGACAGGGAAAGGGACAGGGAACGGGAACGGGAGCGUCUGAGGCGAGAGAGUGAAACUGAAGAGGAGGAGGAGAGAGAAAGGGUUCUAGGUGAAGUGAGCGACGGCGAGGAGAGUGAUGACACUGCUUAUGACAGGAGACAUGCAAUGCCGCCGAGCGACCUGCCCUGAUCGGAUUUAGCACCAAAAAGCUUCCCCAUCAGUUAGUUCCAGUUUUACGACAGGUUACGAGAUCCACUGUGGAUUUCCGGCUGGUUUCAUUGCUACUUCUUAGAUGUAUUUUGAGUUUGCUGCUCUUGAUCAACAGAACUGUUGGAUAAGUGAUAAAUAAGCUCACUUUGAGCUUUAUAUGAAAAGAUAUUAAAACAUCAAAAUGUUAAAACUUUAAAACCUGAGACUUUUGUUCUUUGGUUUCUCUCAUAAAGAGAGCUUAAAUGGAGAGCUGCUUCCCUAGUUUACUGUCUCCAUCACUGUCUUCAUUUCAUAAACAAACUAAAAAUGCUCCUGUAAGUCUGAAGUUCCUUAAAUUUGCCUGAUAGGAGAGAAAUUGAGUCUGCUCUCCAUGAGAAAAGCAUCUCAGUGUUACCAGCCUUUUAACGCACAACCAUGAGUUAUUAUUUGAUCCUUUACCUUUGCUCAACUCCCUCCCUCUCUUCUACUUUUAUUUUCUUGGCAGGAAGUUAAAAUGAAUAUACCUAAAGGAAUAGUUUCACAUUUUGAUACAUUUAUUUAUUUGCUUUCUUACUCUCUGCUUUCUUGCAGAGAGUAAGAUGAGAAAAUUAAUAUUACAGUCAUGUCUGAAACGAAAUCCUCUAACCAGCACUUCUAAAGCUCACUAAUUGACUUUGGUAUAUUUAGUUUGUUUAAUCCAUACAAAAGUAUGUUAUAUACCCCAAUAAUCCUUGGUUGGGAGCAGUAAAUUCUUUGAGUCCCAGUUAAAGAAUAGUCCAACACAUAAAAGUCCGUAAAGCCACGUCUUCUUGGUUAGAAAUUUUGUUUUUGGUGUGGAUUUAACAAAGUUAAUACACCAUAUUAACUAGUAGGGAUGGGCAUGAGUUAUCAAGUAGUCACUUUGGACGGCAGUAUUUAUUCUUACAGAGUAAACAUUUCCCAACCUUUCACAUGUGAAAAUGACUUUUAUUUUUUUUUCCUAUUUAAAAUGGGUAAAAUCUGCAUAGCAGAGCUGCGUACAUUGUUUUGAUCUUUACCUCCUUGCCUUGCUGUCACUCUGUUAUGAGACUACUGCUGCAGGAGUGUGAGCUCUGACAGCUGGUGUGAGUCCACCUGCACACACACACAGUGACAGGGCUAACUGUUACCAUCUCAUGGCUAAUGUUACCUAAUGGUUGGUAACAGGUUUAACUACAGGGUUGGGCCGUUUUAGUGACUCACUGAGUUUUUUCGGGCCAUUUAAUGGCUUGGUGUCAGAUAUUGGUCACAGCUGCUGUGGCAGGCAGAUGUUGACUUGACUUGAGGAAAGCGACUCUGAACAAAGUUUGCUGAUUUUCUUGACUUUAAAUUUAUCGUAAAAUUGGCUUAUUGAAGCCUGGUUGUUUGAUAAAUGAUUUUCAGAUCACACUUGUUUUUUGUUGUUGGCAUGUUGAUGUUCCUACUCUUGCGUAAGAAUUUUUUAUUUUUGUUUUGAGAACUCGAGUAGCUACCAUAUAAUAAUUUAAUGCAUGUGCUUGAAUAUGAAAGUUACUUUAAAAUGCCUAUCCCUAUCAACCAGUGAGCUUUAGAGUUGUGCAGAUUUUUUUUUACCUUUAGAUAAAGCCUGGCUAGCUGUUUUUCCCUGUUUUAUGCUUUUAUGAUAAGCUAUGCUAAGCUAAUCGGCUGCUGGCUGUAGCUUCAUAUUUACCGUACAGACAUGAGAGUGGUGUUGUUAUUCUCAUUUAACUCCCAAAAUGUCAAACUCUUCCUUUAAAUAACCUCAAGAAUACCAACAGGAUCACUUAAAUGACAGAAGUGUACAACCAGCAGAAAAUAUUUUUAUAAUUCUCCACCUUCUUUCAUCUCUUUACAUUUUCACCCUCGGUGCUCUUCUUGCACAUCACCUGCCACCUUGAUGUUAAUAUUGUCUAUAUCAUGUAUGGUUUGUAUUUUCUUGUUGUGGUGUCUGAAACAAUGAGUAAUAGGCAAUAUGCUGUUUUAAUUUUGUUGUAUGUUUAAAUUUGACUAGUUUUACUUUCAUGUAUCAUUCUUCAUUGCUGUAAAAUAACACCAUCAGUCUCUUACUCCCCACUGAAAAUGCCUUUCAUUUUAAAUUUAAUUUCAUCACCUGCCUCCCAACACUCUCCCUCCUCAAGUCUUAACUCAGAGUCACAGGUCCAGGUCAUGUGUAUAUUGUAUGUAAUAAAAUCUUAGAAGUUUAUUUAAAA